UGGCGGCGGCGCUGCGGGAGGAGCGGGGAUGCGUCUGCUGGAGCUGCUGGAGCUGCUGGUCGCCGCCUGCGCCCUGCUGGGACCCGCCUGCGCCGCGGCCGCCGAGCCCAGGGCCGUGUCCCCAGAUAAGUUGUUGGUGAUCACCGUGGCAACCAGAGAGACCGAAGGCUUCAAACGUUUCAUCCGGACUGCAAAGCACUUUAACUACACUGUCAAGGUCCUGGGUCUAGGUGAAGAAUGGAUGGGAGGGGACGUGGCGCGGACUGUAGGGGGUGGCCAGAAAGUCCGGUGGCUGAAGAAAGAGCUGGAGAAGCAUGCGGACAAGGAGGACCUCAUCGUGAUGUUCGUCGACAGUUACGACGUCAUCUUUGCUGGUCCUCCUGUGGAGCUGCUGAAGAAGUUCCUAUACUUUAACCACAAGGUGGUUUUUGCAGCGGAGGGCUUCCUGUGGCCAGACCAGUCCUUGGAGGACCUGUACCCAGCCGUCCACAGCGGCAAACAGUACCUCAACUCUGGAGGGUUUAUCGGAUACGCUCCCUACGUCAACAACAUUGUCCAGCUGUGGAAGUUCAAGGACGACGAUGAUGACCAGCUCUUCUACACCCACAUCUACCUCAACCCCGAGCUCCGGGAAAAGCACAAGAUAACACUCGACCAUCGAUCCACCAUCUUCCAGAACCUCAACGGUGCUCUGGAUGAAGUGGUUCUGAAGUUUGAGAGAGGGAAGGCCAGAGUGCGGAACGUUGCCCAAGACACGUUACCGGUGGUUGUCCACGGCAACGGGCCUACCAAGCUCCAGCUGAAUUAUCUGGGAAACUACAUUCCCAACGCCUGGACACACGAGACCGGAUGUGGGAUCUGUGAGGAAGACUUGUUGGACCUUUCACAGUUCCAGGAUGAGGACUUCCCGCAUGUGACAAUUGGAGUGUUCAUCCUCCAACCCACCCCGUUCUUCCUUGAAUUCCUGGAGCGCCUCAUAACUCUGGAUUAUCCCCACGACCAGCUGAGCCUUUUCAUUUACAACCGGGAGGUUUACCACGAGAAACACAUCCAGGAGUUCUGGGACAAACACAGGGAUGACUUCUACACCAUCAAGGUCGUGGGGCCAGAGGAGGAGAUGACGGAAGGGGAGGCUCGAGACAUGGGAUUACACCUGUGUCGACAGGACCCGGACUGUGACUAUUAUCUGAGCCUGGACUCCGACGUGGCCCUGACCAACCCCGAGUCCCUGAAGAUCCUCAUCGAGCACAACAGGAAUGUGAUUGCCCCGAUGGUCAGUCGCCAUGGUAAACUGUGGUCCAACUUCUGGGGUGCGAUCAACUCUGAGGGAUAUUACAGCCGCUCGGAGGACUACAUUGAUAUCGUCCAGCUCAAGAGAGUUGGGAUCUGGAACGUUCCGUACAUCUCACAGGUCUACCUGAUCAAAGGCGAGGUUCUCCGCGCACACCUGAGGCAGAAGAAUAUGUUCACCCGUGACGAGCUGGACCCUGACAUGAUCUUCUGCAAGAAUAUCCGUGCAAAGGGAAUAUUCAUGUACCUGACCAACAUGGACGACUUCGGCCACCUCGUGUCAACGGACAACUACAACACCAGCCACCUGUACAACGACCUGUGGCAGAUCUUCUCAAACCCAGAGGACUGGCGUGACAAGUACAUCCAUGAGAACUACUCACAGAUCUUCAGUGGCAACAUCGUGCAGCAGCCGUGUCCCGAUGUCUACUGGUUCCCUAUUCUCAGCGAGGAAGCGUGUGACCAGCUGGUUCAGGAGUUGGAGCAUUACGGCCAGUGGUCGGGGGGGACACACGAGGAUUCCCGGCUCAGUGGAGGCUACGAGAACGUCCCAACGGUGGACAUCCACAUGAAGCAGGUGGGCUUUGAGCGGGAGUGGCUGAAGUUCCUGAGGGAGUACAUCGCUCCUGUCACCGAGAAACUCUACCCCGGAUAUUACACCAAGGCGGAGGCCGUCAUGAACUUCAUGGUCCGUUACCGGCCUGACGAACAGCCCUCCCUGCGACCCCAUCACGACUCGUCCACCUUCACCAUCAACAUCGCCCUCAACACCAAGGGAGUCGACUACGAGGGCGGAGGCUGCAGGUUCCUGAGGUACAACUGCUCGGUGGAAACCCCACGCAAGGGCUGGUCGCUCAUGCACCCGGGGCGGCUGACCCACUUCCACGAGGGCCUUCCGACAACCAGAGGGACACGAUACAUCAUGGUCUCCUUUGUGGACCCCUAGCGAAGGCCACGCCGGACUCCGAAGUGGGGGAGACCUCUCGCCUUUCCACCGGACUUUCUUACGAUUUAUUUAAGAGGCGACCUCUUGCUUCUCGCCUCCUCCCCUCGGUUGGACAGUCGGACAAUCAACACAACCGAAUCGUCGAUUUAAAGGAAAAAAAACCUCCCAAAUUGGUCCCGAACCUGCAUCUCCAAUCAAACGGGGUCUUCCUCACCCGGCCUCUCUGGAUUGGUUACCUCUCCUCUCCCCUCAGCACCCUUUGGCUUCUGAUUGGACAAUGUGGAUCAGUUCACCAUUCCUUUGGUUACCAUUGGUUAACCCAUUGGCUUCAGGUUCUUCUGAGAGGUGGGGGGGGGGGGGGUUCAAGGCUGCACGACGCAUUCAGUCCAGCAGGAAGGGUAAUGGUGACUCCAUUCUCCACACCUCAGUGCCUUUCUACUGUGGUUCCACCCAGAAGAGAUGCCAAGCGAAGAGAUGUGGCCACAGUCUAAUCCCCACCUUCUGCCCCAAUGUUCUGGGCUCUCCGGGGAGACAGAGAGAGAGAGAGAGAGACUCGGGGUCAAUGCUUUGGGCUUCUACCUUCACCUCGUCCCUCAAGAGUGAAGGCCAUCGACCAGAAGCCUUGCCUCUCCUCCUCCUCCUGUGUUUCCCUGGCUGGUUUUAUUUAACGGCGCCGGCAUCUGCGGGAUUCUUGAGCACGUUUUCCCUGGUACGGAGGGCAGAGAGAGCCGCAGGGGGAGGAGAGGGAGACCGCAGUCCACGUGGAGACUACCCACCGUCUCCCCUCCCCAUAUCCCGCACCAUCCUGGCUUGGAAGUAUAAUCGCCCCUCGCUGGAUCUAAAUCCCGGAAAGCCCCAGUGACAGCCCUGCAGGAGGGGCGGUGGGGGGGCACCUCAGUGGGACCCCUUCCUUUCAAAGCCUUCUCCAUCUACACACAGCUCCUCCCAAGGAUCACCACCAUCGGGGUCGCAGUGUCCCAGUCUGAGGGCCUCUUUGUGUUGUCGGUGGUUCCAGCUUCUCUUACAAAGUUGGAGGUCAUUCAGCCGAUCGAGUCUACGUCAAUCCCAUUCCCCCAUCUCCCCCCCAUCAGUUUCUCCUCCCCCGCCCCGGAUUCACCUGGUCACCCACACUCUAGGGGCCAAUUAACCCACCGACCCCUGAAGUGGGAGGGAACCGGAGCACCCGGGGGGAAACCCACGUGGUCACGGGGAGAACGUGCAGACUCCACACACACAGACAGUGCCAGAGGUCGGGAUCGAACCCAGGGCUCUGGGGCUGGGAGGCAGCAGCUCUACCCGCUGGGCUACUGGGCCAGGUGUGGUGCUGCAGUGGUAGUUGUUUGAACAGGCUGGGAGCAGGCGUGUGUAUGCACGCACUAAUUUGGGAGGCCUCGUCUUAUUUAUUACCAGCUGCUUUUUCUCCCUUGUGUGUGCAUUUUGUUUCAUGGUUACACUCUGUCCCGAAGCCGCUCCCGUCUUCCUCCCAUUCCCAACCCCCUCUGCUCUCCAGAGACAGGCCACGGCAUCCAUCUGGGGGGCGCGGAGAGGCCUGGACGGAGCCUGCAGAAACAAGCCAGGCCUCUCCAGGACAAGGAGUCCUUGUGCGUCCCUCUGCCCAGCAACAGACGCCGCUAGGCCGAGUCUUCAUUGCCUUGGUCCCAGGCCCAGCGCCGUUACCACCAGCGACGGGGGCCUAGCCUCAGCUGCCAUCUUGUGAGCAAGCAUAGGCCUGAUGCAGAGUUGCUCCUUAUACCCACUCCUCUGCCUCCACACACACACACCCCCCCCAAAUCCCCAAAAAAUGGUGCUUUUCUCCCCACCCCAAGACACCCCUUCCCCUUGCAGGUCACAAUCGUUCCUCAAUUUGCUCCUGAUGUCCACCAGAAUUCCCGAGAGCCUUCAGGCAGGAAGACACUAAUGAGUUCCAGAUGUGAGCGGGCGCCACGUACACCUUGACGUGUAACUGUUGUAUAUUUCAUGUUUUAUCUUAAAAUAUGUGACUGGACGAACCUCUCAAAUUAUAAAAUGCUCAGCUGCCAGCGAAGCUCUGGUAACUCAUUGCAUGUUCCAUGAGCUGGUGGGCAGAGGAUGCCCAAAGGACCCCACCUGCCCCCACACUGGGAGACAGCCUACCCCCUCCUACCCUCUUCCCGAGGGCACCGGAACAGUGCAGAGGGAGUGCCACCUAGUCUGAGGAGCCAGUCCUGGCCCAGGCCUGACAGGAACGUUAAUCCCUCCAGUUAGUUACUCUGAACGCUCGUGGGAUCUUACUCUGCACCUUGGCACUUCUCUGGGUGAUGCUGGCGAAACUCUUCACUGGGUUGGUUGGAGGGAAGUGGGGAGCAGGUGGGAACAACUCCCGGUGUAAACCCUGGGGUCUAGCGGAACGAUAGCCGACGUUCGGAUCGGUUCCCGCCCCUGUUUCGGAAUUCCAGUACCGUUCUGGUUCUCUGGCCCCCCACCCCCCCUUCCCUCGACCACCCCCUUCAAGUUCGUCCUCCAUAGGCCCCAAAACCCGUGGAUAAACAUCGCCCCCUCACCCUCCUGUAAACACUGACCAACGUCGACUACUGAAAGAUAGAGUGAUCUAUCCCAACGAAUGAUCCCAGGAGUGAACGGGUUAACGUACUAGGAGCGUUUGAUGUCUCUGGGCCUGUACUCUAUGGAGUUCAGAAGGAUGUGGGUGGGGGUGGAACCUCAUCCUGAGAGGUCUGAACGUGAGGAGGACGUUUCCAUCAGUGGGAGAGUCCAGGAUCUGAGGGCACAGCUUCAGAAUAAAGGGACGUCCCUUUAGAACUGAGAUGAGGAGGAAUUUCUUCAGCCAGAGGGCAGUGAAUCUGUGGAAUCCGUUGACAUAGCGGGUGGUGGAGGCCAAGUCAUUGGGUGUAUUUAAGGCAGAGAUCAAUAGGUUCUGGACUGGUGAGGGGGUUAAGAGGAGAAUGGGGUUGUAAUAAAUGAUCAGCAGACUCGAUGGGCCAAAUGGCCCAAUUCUGCUCCUGUAUCCAGGCUGUGCCUCGUGGGAGGAGGCCGUUUGGCUCAGCGUCAAUGCCUGCGGCCUGCCUCGUUUACGAGGCCUCUCGUUAUAAAUGGCCGCAGUUGGGGUUUUAUUGGCCUUCAGCUGUUUCCCCACUGCAUCGUGACUCCCUGCCCGAUGACUCUGCAAUCUGGCCAGUCUCCCAGCCCCCUUGACCCCCACCACCACCAUCCACAGGCCUGGAAUGAAGCCAGGGACUUUCCUGAAGAGAAUGUUCAAGGCCAUGCCCUCCCUAGCUGGGGGCCAGCUGUUGCAAAACACCACCAGGCUUGUGACCCCGAGGACGGUUUAAUUUAAUAAAACAGCAGCUCACCCUCA
Molecule: messenger RNA, 5588 nt
Organism: Pristis pectinata (smalltooth sawfish)
Lineage: Eukaryota; Metazoa; Chordata; Chondrichthyes; Rhinopristiformes; Pristidae
Product: multifunctional procollagen lysine hydroxylase and glycosyltransferase LH3-like
Exons: 19
Coding region: 29-2236 (735 amino acids)
Biological process (GO): peptidyl-lysine hydroxylation
Cellular component (GO): endoplasmic reticulum
Molecular function (GO): L-ascorbic acid binding; procollagen glucosyltransferase activity; procollagen-lysine 5-dioxygenase activity
Source: RefSeq, a predicted model, not a curated record